UGGAACCACCUCAGGCUGGAAGUGUUGACAUGGCGGUGGGCAGCUGUCAAUGUUUACUUUUUUAUUUUUCGUGAUAGCGCCUCUAGUACACCUGCCACAGACCCGCACGCAGCACGAAAUACUGAAGGAACACUCGGCCGCACUCAGAAUUGAGGGGUCAGUGUGUAAAGGACUGAAAACUACUACUACUACUACUACUACUACUACUACUACUACUACUACUACUACUACUACUACUACUACUACACUGCCGCCACCAUGUCUAUAUCAGCUAUCUACAUUCUGGACGUAAAAGGCAAGGUCCUCAUUUCUCGCAACUACCGCGGUGAUGUGGACAUGGGCGUCAUAGAGAAGUUUAUGCCAAUUGUGCUGGAACGGGAGGAUGACGGCAACAUGGCGCCCAUUGUCCAGAUCCAGGAGGCCACAUUUUGCUUCGUUAAGGUCAGCAAUCUGUACGUAGUGUCAGCGACGAGGAUCAACGCCAACGUAACCCUUGUCUUCUCCUUCCUGCACAAGCUGGUAUCUGUAGCCCAGGAGUAUUUCAAGGAGCUGGAGGAGGAGAGCAUUCGUGAUAAUUUUGUGAUAAUUUAUGAACUUCUCGAUGAACUUUUGGACUUUGGCUACCCACAGACCACCGACACCAAGAUCUUGCAGGAGUACAUCACACAGGAGGGACACAAGCUGGAGAUCGCACCACGGCCUCCCAUUGCGGUGACCAAUGCUGUGUCUUGGCGCUCUGAAGGCAUCAAGUACAGAAAGAACGAGGUGUUUCUUGAUGUCAUAGAGGGAGUUAAUUUGCUGGCAAACUCAAACGGCAAUGUGCUGAGGAGUGAGAUUGUGGGCAGCAUCAAGAUGAGGGUGUACCUGUCGGGCAUGCCAGAGCUGCGCCUGGGACUCAACGACAAGGUGCUCUUCGAGUCCACUGGCCGGGGGAAGAGCAAAAGUGUGGAGCUAGAGGAUGUCAAGUUUCAUCAGUGUGUGCGUCUGUCCAGCUGAAGGGAGCGUCGUGGGGCAUCCGUGUGCUGAGUCGCAUCUCGGAGGUGGUGCCGGAUGGAGCGAGCCAUUCGGAUGCCUUUGAGAUCAACUGGGUGAAGAAGGCGCUGGAGGAGGGGGACAUCCAUGCGCGGCUUCUCCACUGGCGCUUCCGGUACGAGAAGAGGCACCGUGAGGGCAACCUGGACUGCGUUGCAGGCAAUCAGGGACAUGCGGGAGAUGUGCCUCACCGGAUACUACCCAGCGGCACUCACCCUCUCACACUUCCUGGCUACGUCAAG
Molecule: messenger RNA, 1274 nt
Organism: Scylla paramamosain (green mud crab)
Lineage: Eukaryota; Metazoa; Arthropoda; Malacostraca; Decapoda; Portunidae
Product: AP-1 complex subunit mu-1-like
Exons: 8
Coding region: 259-996 (245 amino acids)
Biological process (GO): vesicle-mediated transport; intracellular protein transport
Cellular component (GO): clathrin adaptor complex; clathrin-coated vesicle
Molecular function (GO): clathrin-cargo adaptor activity
Source: RefSeq, a predicted model, not a curated record